CUCCCAUCCUGAAACGUAGCUCUAGUGUUUAGACUGCGCCGGGUGAGUUCACGUUCCAGCCGUGCUCCCCGCACUGCCUUCCUCAUUGGUUGACACACGGAGCCAAUGAGCGGCGUGCUUGUUUGGAGGUUCUGGGAGCCGAACGGCGGUGCGGACGGUGUGGAGAGGAUUAAUCCUUGGUAUCUCCUGGAGCGGACUACAUACAGACGUGUCAAGGCUUUUUGAUACUCCUAGGGUUGUGCGUGGACUGUGAUCCCGGAGAUGCAAUUAUGACAGAGUCAGAAGAGACCGUGCUGUAUAUAGAGCAUCACUAUGUGUGCUCGGAGUGUGGAGAGGAGUAUCCUAACUUGGAGGAUGCUGUUGUACAUCAGCAGACACACACAACAGAUGUACAGGAAUCACAGUAUCAAGUGCUUGGCCUCGACUCUCACGAAAACCAGUACCAGUGCCUGGAGUGUGGCCAGGUUCUAAUAACCCCUGGAGAGCUGCUAAUGCAUCAAGAGAUGCACCUUAAGAUGAUGAAGCAGGUUCCACCUGCCAGUCCCAAGGCCCAACACACCUCCCGAAGUGCUAUCCAUUAUGAAUGCCCAGUUUGCAAGGCUCUGUUUAACAGCCAGGAUGUCUGGAUGGCCCAUCGGUAUACUCAUAUGCAAGCUCAGGAUGUGCCACAAUCUAAAGUACUACUGAAGACGGAUGACCAUGUCAUGGAGGAAACCAUUCAACUCGUGUGCUCUCCUUCAGUACCUGGGGAGGUUCAUCUUGUAGCAGGUCAGCAACACAUCGAAGUACCCACUCAGCCUUCUGCUGCAGUGUCACAUACUCAAGUGCUUGUGGGACUGGAGCAUUCUUACAAGAAGAACGAAGGAGCUGGGGAGGAUUGCGCAGUGGAAGUUUUGCUUUAUAAAUGUUCACAGUGCACACAGCUGUUUCAAACACCCGAGGAGUUUUUAGAACAUCAAGCAACCCACUUUGCUGCCGAGGAAUGUGCUCCAGAUUCAGGACAUGAAACAUUUGAGCCUCCUGAACCAUCUCCAAUAGAGCAAGUAGAUCAAAUACCAAAGGAAAAUCCACCCACAGAAAACUGUGAGCAGGAGAGCAAUGUUGUCUCUGUGGCAGCUGAAGAGCAGCAAGUAGAUACAGAUGGCACGAACUCUGCAUUAUCUUGUGAGAGUUGUGUACAGACAUUCCAAAGUGCUGAAGAACUUCAGCUACACCAAUUGUCCCACCAGACUGGUCCUUUCAGCUGCCCACUCUGUAGCAAAAUCUUCCCCACACAAGUGGAAGUCGGAGAGCACCUAAGGUCACAUCAGAGUGAGUCGCACUAUCUUUGCAUGGAUUGUGGGAUCGGUUUUUCCAGUGAGGCUAUCCUGCUAAAUCAUCGUCGCACCCACCUUUCCAACCCUCUCUAUUCUUGUGAGUGUGGAGAGACCUUCCUUAAUAUGACAAAAUUCCUUUACCACCGCCGUUUGCACAAUAACAAACAAAAAGAUCCUGCACUGGUGCAGGAGCCAAAAACGUCCACUCAAACAUUACCAACGCCAGCUGGUGGCUUUAUGUGUGCCCCGUGUGGGAAGGCCUUUCCACUUCUGCACCAGCUACUACGCCACCAACGUUUUGUGCACUCGCUUGAAAGGAGGCACAAGUGCCCAAGUUGUGGAAAACCCUUUAAAAAACGUUCACACCUGCGCUCUCAUAUUCUUACCCAUACGGGGGAACGUCCAUUCUCCUGUAUGGACUGCAACAAAUCUUUCAACUCUCAAGCCAACCUACUUCGACAUAAGCUCACUCAUACGGGAGAAAAGCCGCAUAAGUGUCAGCUCUGCAACAAGGCUUUUAGCCAGUCGUCUACUCUGCAGCAACAUCUAUCCGUACACAGUCAAGAACAUCCGUAUAAAUGCAAUGAGUGCGGUGUCAACUUUCACCGUCCUUACCGUCUGUAUAUGCACCAGUACCAACAUACCGGAGAGUACCCCUAUAAGUGUCAGGACUGUGGACUCUCUUUUCUUCUUAAGAGACUCCUGGAAGUGCACCAACUUGGGCACCGUGGUCAGGUUCCUCAUCGUUGUGCAGAGUGUGGCACAAAUUUCCCUACCUUACUCAGGCUGCAGGAUCAUCGCUGCAAUAAAUCUGCCUCUGUAGAGGGUGAGAAGGUGGAGUGCCCUGUGUGUGGCAAGAAAGUAAUAAGUGAUGCCCGUCUUAAUGCUCAUGUCGCAUCUCAACAUGCGGGUCCCAGGACUGAUAAUGGAUACCCACAAAAGGAUGAGCUGCAGGCCCCCAUUUCACUCAAGAAGAAGAAAAACGGACCCAAGAGGCUGGAGUGUCCUGAUUGCCAUAAGACAUUCAGCACAGAAACCUCUCUUCAGGUUCACCGCAGGAUUCAUACCGGUGAACGGCCCUACCCUUGUCCAGACUGUGGCAAAGCCUUCAGACAGUCCACACAUCUUAAGGACCACCUUCGACUACACACAGGGGAGAAACCUUUCAAGUGUGAAGUAUGUGGCAAAGCUUUCACAAUUGCGGUACGACUGUCUGAACAUAAACGCAUCCACACCGGGGAACGCCCGCAUGUCUGCCCAGAGUGUGGUAGAGCAUACCGCUCUUUUUCAAAUCUGUGGAAGCACCGAAAGUUGCACCGCGAACAGCCAGACCCACCGACUGCCUCUGAAUCUCACUCCAGCGACCUAGCCAGCACAGUGGCUAUACUGGAGACUGUAGAAAGCAUUCCCAUUAUUGAGACAGUCGAAAUAUUUCCUGAAGGCAGCGCAAUCAGUGUGCAGGACAUUCAAUUUGAAACUCUGCAGGUAGAGAAUAUCCAUUUGGGGAACAUUCAGAUAGGAAACCUAUGAGGGGAAGGAAUUGAAAAUGAUGCUUUGCAUACAAUGUGAACAUUGCAUUCAAAUGUUCUUGCACUCGUUACAGAAUUUAAAAAUGUUUAACUCUUCCAUGGGAAUGUUAACACAACUAUUUUAAUGAUAUCCUCUAGUUAUUAAUCUUCAAUAAAGAGUUAUAACAUCC
Molecule: messenger RNA, 3015 nt
Organism: Pelobates fuscus (common spadefoot toad)
Lineage: Eukaryota; Metazoa; Chordata; Amphibia; Anura; Pelobatidae
Gene: ZNF574
Product: zinc finger protein 574
Exons: 3
Coding region: 270-2846 (858 amino acids)
Biological process (GO): regulation of transcription by RNA polymerase II
Molecular function (GO): RNA polymerase II cis-regulatory region sequence-specific DNA binding; DNA-binding transcription factor activity, RNA polymerase II-specific
Source: RefSeq, a predicted model, not a curated record